AUGUAGAACAUCAUUAGAACCUUCUAAAGAAAAGGACUUCAACAAGCAAAGAACAACCUUUUAACUGCCACUAAAAGCAUGACUGCAGUUCAACAAUAUAACUUUGCAACUGGAAAGGACAUUAAGUUCGGAACUGAAGCAAGAGCUUUGAUGCUUGAGGGAUGUGAAAUGCUCGCUGAUGCUGUCCAAGUAACCCUUGGACCCAGAGGAAGAAACGUAGUUCUUGACAGAAGCUUCGGCACCCCCAAGAUCACCAAGGAUGGAGUUACCGUUGCUAAGGAUAUUGAAUUUUCCAACAGAUAUCACAAUAUUGGAGCUAGUCUAGUCAAGCAAGUAGCUAGCAAAACCAAUGAUGAGGCUGGUGAUGGAACCACUACUGCCACUAUCUUAGCUAGAGCUAUCUUCAAGGAGGGUUGUAAAUCAGUUGCUGCUGGUAUGAACCCCAUGGAUCUUAGAAAAGGUAUCUUGAUGGCUGUUGAUGAAGUCGUCGCUGGACUUAAGGAGCUCUCAGUCCCUAUUAAAGACAAAUUAGAUUAUGAAAAUGUUGCCACUAUCUCAGCAAAUGGAGACAAGAGAAUCGGAGGUCUCAUCUCAGGAAUCUUCCACAAGCUUGGACCAAAUGGAACUAUUACUGUUGCUGACGGAAAGACUCUUGAAACUGAAGUUGAAUAUGUUGAGGGAUUAAAGUGGGAUAGAGGUUAUAUUUCACCAUACUUCAUUACUGACCCAAAGACUUCAAAGGUUGAAUUCGAGAAUGCCUUGGUUCUCCUCGCUGACAAGAAAGUUAGCUCAGUUCAAUCAAUCCUCCAUUAUCUUGAAUACGCUAUGCAAAAUGGCAGACCACUCGUCAUCGUCGCUGAAGACGUUGAAAGCGAGGCACUCGCAACUUUGGUCGUUAAUAAACUAAGAGGUGGUCUUAAGGUCGCAGCCGUUAAAUCACCAGGCUUUGGAGAUAACAGAAGAAACACCAUGCAAGAUAUUGCUAUUGCCACAGGUGGUCAAUUCAUUAGCGAAGAGAUUGGACUUCAACUCGAAGUUGCUGAGGUUUCAGUCCUUGGUAACGCUAAAAAGAUCAUCAUUACUAAGGAUGAUAUCAUCAUUAUGGGAGGUGCAGGAACUAAAGAGGAUGUUAAUGAAAGAGUUGACACACUUAAGGAUCAAAUUGAUGGAACCACAUCAGAAUAUGAUAAGGAGAAGCUCCAAGAGAGACUUGGAAGACUUACCGGUGGUGUUGCCGUUAUCAAGGUAGGAGGAUCAUCAGAGGUCGAGGUUCAAGAAUUAAAGGACAGAAUUCAAGAUGCUCUCUGCGCCACUAGAGCUGCUGCUGAUGAGGGUAUUGUCCCAGGUGGUGGAAGUGCUCUUUUAUACGCAAGUAAGAGACUAGAUAACUUGAAGGGAGAAACUUUUGACCAAGAUGUUGGUAUCAAGAUCGUAAAGCACGCUUGCAAGAUCCCAUGCAAGACCAUCUGCCAAAAUGCUGGAUUUGAAGGAUCAAUCGUUGUUGAUAAACUAUUGGAAGAAAAUAACUUAACCAAGGGAUUCGACGCCUCAAAGGGUGUUUUCUGCGAUAUGGUUAAACAAGGAAUUAUCGAUCCAACCAAGGUCGUUAGAACUGCUCUAGUAGACUCAUCAGGAGUAGCCUCACUAAUGUUAACCACUGAUGCCAUGGUAGUUGAACUCCCAAAGACUGACUCACCAGGCCCAGGAGGCAUGGGUGGCAUGGGAGGUAUGGGCGGAAUGGGUGGCAUGAUGUGA
Messenger RNA from Stylonychia lemnae, 1755 nucleotides. The record is from the annotation of a GenBank genome assembly. Lineage: Eukaryota; Ciliophora; Spirotrichea; Sporadotrichida; Oxytrichidae.